AUGUCUAGCGGGUGGAGAAGAACAGUGGGGAAUGUAAGGUCGUUUGUAGGGAAUUCAAUGGGAGGUCUUAGAGGAGGAAGCAAUCUAGCGUCGUGGAUAGUUGCAGGAACCUUAGCUUACUAUCUCUGGAUUAAGCCAUCUCAGGAUCUUAAGCGACAGCAAGAGGAAAAGGCAGCACUUGCCAGUUCUGAUCCUUAUCGUUACGUCGAGAAACGGAAGCCAAUUCCCGAUCGACAGGAAACUGGAUUGAUAUACGGGAACAAGAACAGAACAAACAAAUCAGAGGAAUAA
Molecule: messenger RNA, 291 nt
Organism: Dovyalis caffra
Lineage: Eukaryota; Viridiplantae; Streptophyta; Magnoliopsida; Malpighiales; Salicaceae
Source: the annotation of a GenBank genome assembly